Messenger RNA from Etheostoma spectabile (orangethroat darter), 2767 nucleotides. RefSeq names its product caudal type homeobox 1a (gene cdx1a). Gene Ontology annotation, molecular function: RNA polymerase II transcription regulatory region sequence-specific DNA binding; DNA-binding transcription factor activity, RNA polymerase II-specific. Lineage: Eukaryota; Metazoa; Chordata; Actinopteri; Perciformes; Percidae. The record is from RefSeq and is a predicted model, not a curated record. The coding region runs from base 285 to 980 and encodes 231 amino acids. Gene Ontology annotation, biological process: embryo development; anterior/posterior axis specification; animal organ morphogenesis. Gene Ontology annotation, cellular component: nucleus. The transcript has 3 exons.
AGCAGAUUGGGUAAAUCAGGGUCAAUGCCCUAACGUCGCCAAGACGAGCAGGCAGGUGGGUCUCAGGUGAAACGUGACGUCAUGAUGAUACUUUUGAACUCCUCGGCAGUAAAUCUAUAAAGGUGUGUGUAGUCUUACUGCACAGGUAGCCGAACCUUAGACUGAAGAGAAACAUAGCGAUACAGUCUGCUGGGAAAUAACAAGGAGACAUAACAUGAGCCAGGUGGUUUGAUUCACCGAGGUAUACCUGAGAGUCACCCUACCUGUCGGACGAGGACACCGGUAUGUACCCCAACUUACAGUCGGCCAGACACCCGGCUCAGACACUGUCACUUAACAGUCAGUACUUUCCGCCUCCGUAUGACUUCACAAGUUACCAUCACGUCACGGGAGUCGGGGACCCGUCGACACAUGCCUGGAACUCCGUCUAUGCUCCCCGGGAGGAAUAUCCGUACAGCUUCCCGGGGUCAAGCCCCAGCGCAGGGCAGGUCAGCGUCUCCACCCCGGAGCUGAGCAGCACGCCCACCGCCGCUGGAGGGGGAUCGUUCACCCCGUACAACUUCAUCUCCGGACAGGACCCCUUCAGCUCCAGGAGGAGAUCAAAUGAAUCCGCCAGACCGUCCGUUUCAGGUGGGACUUUCACACUGGUUACCAUGGCACCAUCAAAGACUCGCACUAAGGACAAGUACAGGGUGGUGUACACUGAUCAUCAACGCCUGGAGCUGGAGAAGGAGUUUCAGUACAACCGCUACAUCACUAUAAGGAGGAAGACCGAGCUGUCAAUGGCACUGAGCCUUUCGGAGAGACAGGUGAAGAUCUGGUUUCAGAACAGACGUGCGAAAGAGAGAAAGAUAACCCGGAAGAAGCAGCAGCCUUCUCAGCAGGCCUCCACAACUACACCCACACCGCCUGCACUGGGUGGACCCGCUGACACCUACAACAGCAACAUUAUGUCUGAUACGAUAUCAGAGGAAUACUAGGUGGAUUUUAUAUGGAAGACUGAUACUGCAUGAAAUAUGUACAUAGAGCCAUUUUAUUUUUUACAAGUUUAUCACAGAAUGAAUGAUUAUUCACAUCACCUUGAUGUUAAUGCUGCACCUCCUGCCUUUCAAUGACAAGCACUACAUGUGUGUUGCACUGAUCUUCUGUAGUAGGAAUUUGCCAAUCACAGGACUUUAAUGUAAUUAUUUUCAGUACCAAGAUACUGAUUAAAAGGACGAGAGUCCCGAUUAACAUUUGCAUGCCUUAUUUAAGAAUAGCUGAUAAACUAACAAUGAAAAAAGCAUUUCAAUAGUUCUUUUUUACAUAAACACAAUGCUAAAAUGUGUCUGAAUCUUGGUUAAAAGUCCCAUGGCAUGAAAAUGACUUUAUGAGUUAUUUUUAACAUUAAUAUGGAGCCUGCCUAUGAUGCCCCAGUGGCUCGAAAUAGCGAAAAGUGUAAACCCAGCCCUGGGUAUCCUGCUCUGCCUUAGAGAAAAUGAAAGCUCAGAUGGGCCGAUCUGGAAUCUUGCUCCUUAUGAGGUCAUAAGGAGCAACGUUACCUCCCCUUUCUCCACUUUGCCCGCCCAGAGAAUUUGGCCCACCCUUGAGAAAGAGAGCAACAUCAUGGCUUUCAAACGAGCAAAGUGGCAGUUGGUCAAGGUCACACCCACACCUUCCAUCUUGACCCCCCUCUCUCCUCCUCAUUAGCUACAGACUCAGAAAUGGCACAUACUAAGGAAAGCUCAUUGUGGGACUGGCUCUAGAUGCUGUAAUUUGAGAAAGAGACUUCAGAUACAGUAUUAGGAGACCACUAAGGUCUAUAUAAAAGCAUCCAAAAAGCACCAUGCCAUUUUAUAUAAAUGACAAUAAGUUUGUUUUGUCUAUAGUCGAAUAUCUGUUUUAUUAUUAAGAAAAUUGGUUGAACCUAACCCAGUUUAUUUUAAUGAAAUGAGGAAGUGCUUCUCAAGAUCACACUAAAAAGUAAAGAUUAUACCAAAAUAGUGAAAGUGUAAGUAAAAUGAUGCCAAUACAUUUCUUUAUUAGCACUUGAAUUUACAGGAAUUAGAUAGAGAAGGGCGUUGUUUGUUACUACUAAGAAAAGAAGAAGAAAAAAACUUAAACAAGAUGGUGCUGAAGUUCAACAACCUUUUAAGUUUUUUUUUCUGUUGAAAUAUUGAUGCAUGAUCAUAUAAGUAUAAACUAAUGGGUUUUGGUUAUGGAUGAAGGCUGAUGUGUAUGGUGUAAUGGAAAUGGUAAAUGGACAAAAAAAGAAAAGCAGUACUUAUUUGAUAUGAAAUCACAAAUGUCAUUUGGCAUUUUCUAUUUAACAGAUUUUCAUAUUUACAUAAAAACUAAAAUAAAAAUCUUUAUCACACACAACAUUGUCAGAACAGCAAGGAACUGAAAGCAAGCAUGUUUAAAAAUGACUGUGGAUAAAUAUGUUCAGACAGCAGCGUUUAGCCACAUCCUGAAACAGCUGCCGCAUGACUCAUGAUCUACCAACAUCCACGUGCCGCUAAAUACAGACAGGCAUUCAGCUUUUAAGUAUUUUCAGUGAAAAAACACACUGCUUAUUUUGUCAUUUGGGACUGACUGUACUGUAUGUAUUAAACGUUAAAUUAUGCACUACACCAGUUGUCUGGGUAGCUCACCUGAUAGAGAGCACGCCCAUAUGUAAGGGUUUACUCCUCGAUGCAGUGGCGGUUUGACUCUGACCUGCGGCCCAUUCCCUCUCUAUCUUCCCAUUCAUCUCUUCAGCUUUCCUAUAAAUAUGAAGGCCUAAAAU